Molecule: messenger RNA, 673 nt
Organism: Thalassophryne amazonica
Lineage: Eukaryota; Metazoa; Chordata; Actinopteri; Batrachoidiformes; Batrachoididae
Gene: tppp2
Product: tubulin polymerization-promoting protein family member 2
Exons: 3
Coding region: 30-566 (178 amino acids)
Biological process (GO): microtubule bundle formation; positive regulation of protein polymerization; microtubule polymerization
Cellular component (GO): microtubule
Molecular function (GO): tubulin binding
Source: RefSeq, a predicted model, not a curated record
UUUGUGUGUCAUGCAGUUUAUCUGUCAGCAUGGCUGAGGGAAUUGUAUCCAUAGGAGAUGUAGAGACAUCCUUCCAGAAGUUUGCAGCCCAUGGUGACACCAAGGCUUCCAAGAAGGAGAUGAAUGGGAAGAACUUUGCUAAACUGUGCAAGGACUGCCACAUCAUCGAUGGCAAGAACGUCACCACCACAGAUGUUGACAUCAUCUUCAGCAAAGUCAAGGCAAAGUCAGCUCGCGUGAUCACGUUUGAGCAGUUCAACCAGGCCCUGGCAGAACUGGCUCCCAAACGAUUUAAAGGAAAAAACCAAGAGGAGGCACUGCAACAGCUUCAUGGUCUCAUUAUUGGGAAGGAGCCUGCCAAUAUUGGUGUCACAAAAGUUGCAAAGACAGCUGCAGUGGACAGACUGACAGAUACCACCAAGUACACUGGUUCUCACAAGGAGCGGUUUGAUGAGUCGGGCAAAGGAAAAGGAAAAUCUGGACGUGAAGACAUCCCAGACUCCAGUGGCUACGUGUCAGCCUAUAAGGGCAGCGGCACUUAUGAUGAGAAAGUGAAACAAGCAUAAGCUUGCUGACAGAUGACAAAAAUUCAAAGAAAUCAUUUAACUCAAAGAAAAACUGUUUUGGUUUUUGGGAUGUCAUUUUAAAAACAUAUUUUCACAGAUUUUGUAGA